Messenger RNA from Penicillium angulare, 2304 nucleotides. RefSeq names its product beta-xylosidase XylA (gene xlnD). The transcript is spliced from 2 exons. Gene Ontology annotation, cellular component: plant-type cell wall. Lineage: Eukaryota; Fungi; Ascomycota; Eurotiomycetes; Eurotiales; Aspergillaceae. Bases 1 to 2304 code for a protein of 767 amino acids. The record is from RefSeq and is a predicted model, not a curated record. Gene Ontology annotation, biological process: xylan catabolic process; arabinan catabolic process. Gene Ontology annotation, molecular function: alpha-L-arabinofuranosidase activity; xylan 1,4-beta-xylosidase activity.
AUGCCUUCAGCAGCAUUGUUAGCCGUGCUGGCGGCUUUGACGCCUACGGCGCUUUCUCAAGCGCAAACCUCGUAUGUCGACUACAACACCGAGCCACAACCAAAUCUCGAUACUCAGACUCUCGCGACAAUCAAUCUGGGAUUUCCCGAUUGCAAAACUGGUCCACUUAAGAGCACUUUGGUUUGCGACACAUCAGCAACUCCACACGACCGUGCAGCAGCCUUGAUCUCAUUGUUUACAUUCGAAGAACUGGUGAACAGCACCGGGAAUGAUAUCCCUGCCAUUCCUCGCCUCGGACUUCCUCCAUACCAGGUAUGGAGCGAGGGUCUCCAUGGCUUGGAUCGAGCCAAUUUCUCCGACUCCGGAGAAUAUAAUUGGGCGACUUCUUUCCCAUCGCCCAUUCUUACCAUGGCCGCAUUGAACCGAACAUUGAUCAACCAGAUCGGGGAUAUCAUUUCUACCCAGGGUCGCGCAUUUAACAACGACGGCCGCUAUGGCCUCGAUGCCUACGCACCAAACAUCAAUUCUUUCCGCCAUCCAGUUUGGGGCCGUGGCGUUGAUCCAGAGCAUCUGAAGCUGGUAGCUACCGCAAAGCACUUUGCCGGAUAUGACAUUGAGAACUGGAAUAAUCACUCUCGCCUGGGCAACGAUAUGAACAUUACCCAACAAGAUCUUGCGGAAUAUUUCAUGCCUCAAUUCCUUGCCGCAGUCCGGGAUGCCAGAGUCCACAGUGUCAUGUCUUCAUACAAUUCAGUGAACGGAGUACCAAGCUCAGUCAAUUCGUUCUUCCUUCAGACCCUUCUUCGUGAUACUUGGGGAUUCGUGGAUGACGGCUAUGUUUCUUCUGAUUGCGAUGCUGUUUACAAUGUCUUCAACCCACACGAGUAUGCCGCCAAUAUCUCAAGUGCUUCGGCGGAAUCAAUGAGAGCCGGUACAGAUAUUGACUGUGGUACAUCUUAUCAAUAUCAUUUGAACGAGUCCUUUUACCAAGGGGAAAUCUCCCGAAGCGAGAUUGAGCGUGGAGUCAUCAGACUGUACUCAAACCUUGUUAGUCUGGGCUACUUCGAUGGCAACACUAGUGAAUACCGUGGUCUCGAUUGGUCAGAUGUGACCACCACAGAUUCUUGGAACAUCUCAUACGAAGCAGCAGUCGAGGGUAUUGUUCUUCUCAAGAACGACGGCACCCUGCCACUGUCCCAGAACAUCAGUAGCGUUGCUUUAAUUGGACCUUGGGCAGAUGCCACAACUCAGAUGCAAGGCAACUACUACGGCAAUGCUCCUUACCUCACGAGUCCUCUUGCAGCUCUUCAGGAAUCAAAGCUUACGGUUAACUAUGCAUUCGGAACAAACAUCUCAACUGAGUCCACCGAGGGUUUCUCGGACGCUCUCGCCGCCGCCAAGAAAUCCGAUAUCGUCAUCUACGCUGGUGGUAUUGACAACACAAUUGAAGCGGAAGGCAUGGAUCGAGAAAACAUCACUUGGCCCGGUAACCAGCUAGAGCUGGUCAAGCAAUUAAGCAAUGUGGGCAAGCCGCUCGUUGUUUUACAAAUGGGUGGUGGCCAAGUUGAUUCCUCUUCACUCAAAUCGAACAAGAACGUGAAUUCACUUAUUUGGGGUGGAUACCCCGGCCAAUCUGGCGGACAGGCUCUCCUGGAUAUCAUCACCGGCAAGCGAGCUCCAGCUGGUCGAUUGACAACUACCCAAUACCCAGCUAAAUAUGCUUUGGAGUUCCCAGCCGUUGACAUGAGCCUGCGUCCCCAAGGCGACAACCCCGGUCAGACAUACAUGUGGUAUACUGGAAACCCUGUUUAUGAAUUUGGACACGGAAUGUUUUACACCACUUUCAAGACCUCGCUUGCACGCUCUAGAGCAUCCAACAAUGGAUCAUCUUACGACAUUGUUGACCUCUUGUCACGAUCGCAUUCAGGCUAUAAUGUGGUGGAACAAUUACCUUUCCUCAACUUUACUGUCAAGGUCACGAAUACUGGAAGCGUUGAGUCCGAUUAUACAGCUAUGCUGUUUGCCAACACGACAGCUGGGCCACAGCCGCAUCCCAACAAAUGGCUUGUUGGCUUUGAUCGUCUUGGAUCCCUCAAGCCUCAAUCUUCCCAGGCAAUGGUUAUUCCUAUCUCCCUUGACAAUGUGGCUCGCACUGAUUCUCUUGGAAACCGCAUCGUGUAUCCUGGAAAAUACGAGCUUGCUUUGAAUAAUGAGAGAUCGGCAGUGCUGUCCUUCACUUUAACGGGAGAUGAAACAACCAUUGCCAAAUGGCCAUUGGACAAGCAGCAGAUUCCUCCUGCUUAG